AUGGCAAUAAGCGCAGCCCAUGCCCCAGCGCCCGAUCUCCAGGAAAUCCAUGACUUUCUCAUUGAUCUGGCCACCCGGGCGGGAGCUGUGAUCACCGGUGCGAAGCCAUUGGUCAAUGGCGUCGACUCCAAAAAGAAUAGUAGGGCUGCUCCGCAAACUUCCAACGCCCGCCAUUUGCUUUGCAAUGCACCUGUACCUGUCCAGUACAUUGCAUAUCUCCUUAUGAUGCAUAUUUGCUCCGAUCUCGUAACGGAAUAUGACCGUGCCGUCGAAGCGAUGGUCUCCAAGGAGCUCAGAUCCAGAUAUCCCACAUACGAAUUCAUGGGCGAAGAAACCUACCACCUCUCCUCCGUCCUCACGGAUGCACCAACCUUCAUCGUCGACCCAAUCGACGGCACCGUAAACUUCGUCCACGGCUUCCCUAACUUCUGCAUCUCGCUCGGCCUCACCGUCAACAGGCAGCCCGUCGUCGGUGUCGUCUUCAACCCGUCCACCGCCGCCCUCUACUCCGCCAUCCGCGGCAAGGGCGCGUUCUUCAACCGCACCACCCAGCUGCCGCUGAAUGGCGCCGCCACCGAGCCGCUGCGUGGCCUUCGCAAUGCGCUGAUCGCGGUCGAGUGGGGCUCUGAUCGCGUCGGGCGCAAUUGGGAGACGAAGCUGCGCACCUUCGAGAGGCUGGGGAAGACGGAGGAGGAGGGCGGGGCGAUGGUGCAUUCCAUGCGGUGCACAGGGUCUGCGGCGCUGAACAUGUGCGCGGUUGCGACGGGGGCUCUUGAUCUAUACUGGGAGGGCGGCUGUUGGGCGUGGGAUGUGUGUGCGGGUUGGGUGAUCGUGACGGAGGCUGGGGGGCUGGUUGUCGAUGGGAACCCGGGCGGGUGGGAGGGCCAGGUUGAUGGGAGGAAGUAUCUUGUCGUCCGGCCGUCGCCGAAUGGGGAGGGCCAAAAAGAGAUCAUCGAGGAGUUUUGGAGCCACAUUCAGGGGAGCUUUGAUUAUUCGCAUUGA
This is a messenger RNA of Histoplasma mississippiense, 1002 nucleotides long. RefSeq lists its product as hypothetical. NCBI's taxonomy places the organism in Eukaryota, Fungi, Ascomycota, Eurotiomycetes, Onygenales, Ajellomycetaceae. Gene Ontology annotation, biological process: signal transduction; inositol metabolic process; phosphatidylinositol phosphate biosynthetic process. Gene Ontology annotation, molecular function: inositol monophosphate 1-phosphatase activity. The transcript has 3 exons. The record is from RefSeq and is a predicted model, not a curated record. Bases 1 to 1002 code for a protein of 333 amino acids.